Molecule: messenger RNA, 2469 nt
Organism: Ustilaginoidea virens
Lineage: Eukaryota; Fungi; Ascomycota; Sordariomycetes; Hypocreales; Clavicipitaceae
Exons: 1
Coding region: 1-2469 (822 amino acids)
Biological process (GO): transmembrane transport
Cellular component (GO): membrane
Molecular function (GO): ATP binding; ATP hydrolysis activity; ABC-type transporter activity
Source: RefSeq, a predicted model, not a curated record
AUGACGUCUAUUGCCUCCAUCUCGAGGAGGCUGUACACGGCAUCCACGGCUCUUGGGCUUUUCUUCGUCUUCUUCUCCUUCAUCAUCAAUUACGGCCGGGCGGAGCCCGGUAAAGGUGUCUUGGCCAAAUCGAUACUGCGCGUCGUCGCCAUCCUAGCUGUUGCAGCGACUUGCGCCGCCGAGGCCACCAUCGUCGUGCGACGUCAGUACCAACAUGAACGCGACUUGGGCACGCUCGACCAGGCGAUAUCUCUUGUCUUCUAUGCUCUAGCAUGGAGUUCCAUAUUGGCCCGAAGGUGGCUGCUGGUUGUUGACACCAGGGGCCUGUCCACCAUUUCCCUUGUAUUCGGACUGGUUCAGUUCCUUCUGGGGACCCUGCGUUCCCAGACCAUCUUGAGAGACGGAGAAAUAUUCUGCCUUCAAGCCGGCCGAUGGAUGGUCAGUGCGGCACUGUUUGUUGACAGCAUUGUUGCGCAGCCCAAAGGGUCGAGGAAGAGAGGAAUUGAUAGCGAGUCGACGCCGCUGCUGACCGAUGCUUCCAGCCAAGCUGCCUCGGACGCCAGCUAUCAUGGGACGGCGCAAGCUGGACAGUUUGAGUCAGAUACCGACUCUGACGGAGAAGGUGGCGAUGAAGAAGAUGACGGAGCCGAGGACUCGCAGACAGGCAAUCUGCGAAAGAGCGGUAGCUGGAUGCUCUACUUGCACAAUUUUCGCCUCUUCACCCCGUAUCUCGUGCCGAAAAACGAUCGCAAAGUCCAGCUGUGCAUUCUCCUGUGCAUCCUUACCCUGGUUGCUGAUCGCGUCAUGACGAUAGCAGUGCCGAAUCAGCUGGGCCUGGUUGCUGACAAGCUCAUCGCCGGAUCGCUUCCUUACAGGGACCUGGCAGUCUAUUUCUUGCUCAGCAUUCUGGCCGGAGGCACCGGAUCUGUCCUGCCCGUGAUCCGCGACCUUGCCAAAAUCCCCAUUGAGCAAUUUUCAUACCGGCAAUUGACCAACGCGGCCUUCAACCACGUCAUGGCUCUGACCAUGGAAUUCCAUUCCGACAGGGACUCUGCCGAAGUCAUGAAAGCUGUGGACCAGGGGCAGGCUCUGACCAAUGUGCUGCAGACUGCCAUUUUGGAAAUGCUGCCCACCAUACUCGACAUGCUUCUAGCAUUCGUGACCCUGUAUGUCAAGUUCAACUCGUCAGUGGCGCUGUGCAUGAUUGCCGCCUCUCUUUCCUACCUCGCCACCGAGGUGGUCACUUCAAGCUGGAACAUCGACAACAGACGAUUCAUGACCAAGGCCGAACGAAAGCAGAGCCGAGCCAUGCACCAAGCCGUCCAGGGAUGGCAGACAGUCUCUGCCUUCAACAUGUUCUCCUACGAAAAGCUCCGGUUCGGGGGCGCGGUCGACAAACACCUGGCCGCGGAACGGAGCUGGAAGAUUAGAGACCAUCUAACCGAGGCUAUACUCAACUCGCUGUCGCCCAUAACCUUUUACCUUUUGGCGCUGCUCGUGAUGCACGAGAUAUACGUCGGCCGCGCGUCUCCCGGCGACUUUGUCUUCCUGCUGCAAUACUGGGAGAAUCUGGUAUGGCCGCUCAAGUUCCUGUCGCACGAGUACCGCUACGUCAUGAAGGACCUCAUCGACGCCGAGCGGCUGCUGGACCUUUUGUCCACGGAGCCGACCAUCAAGGACAAGCACGGAGCCGCAAAUCUCGACCAGGUCCGAGGCCUGGUCGAAUUCCGCAACGUCGGCUUCAGCUACGACCAGAAACGCACCGCCAUUCAAGACGUCAGCAUAGUAGCUCAGCCCGGAGAAACGAUCGCCUUUGUCGGUGCCACGGGCGCGGGCAAAUCCACACUGACCAAGCUCCUGAUGCGCUACUACGACGUCACGCAGGGGAGCAUCCUCGUCGACGGACACGACAUCCGCGAUGUAACGCAGGGCUCGCUCAGGGACGCAAUCGGCGUAGUUUCCCAAGAUCCAUUGCUCUUCAACGCGUCCAUAUUCGAAAACCUCCGCUACGCCAAGCUAUCCGCUUCGGAUGAGGAAAUAUACGAAGCGUGCCGCGGGGCCGCCAUCCACGACAAGAUCCUGACCUUUACCGAGGGGUAUGACACCAGAGUCGGCGAGCAGGGCGUCAAGUUGUCGGGCGGAGAGGUCCAGCGCCUAGCCAUAGCCAGGGUGUUUCUCAAGAACCCGCCCAUCUUGAUCUUUGACGAAGCAACUAGUUCUGUGGACACCGAGACAGAGGUUGCUAUCCAAGAGGCACUGGGUAGACUGAGCCAUAAGCGGACGACGUUUGUGAUUGCGCAUCGGCUGUCUACGGUUGUGAGGGCGGAUCAGAUCCUGGUGGUGGAUGACGGAAAGGUUGUUGAGCGGGGGAGGCACGAGGAGCUGGUGAGGAUGGGGGGGAAGUAUGCUAGUUUAUGGCAGAAUCAGUUGGGAAGAAGGGAUGACGACAGUCUUGAAGGGAAGGAAUAA